This is a messenger RNA of Nicrophorus vespilloides, 858 nucleotides long. RefSeq names its product trypsin-7-like. The transcript has 4 exons. Gene Ontology annotation, molecular function: serine-type endopeptidase activity. Gene Ontology annotation, biological process: proteolysis. Bases 39 to 797 code for a protein of 252 amino acids. NCBI's taxonomy places the organism in Eukaryota, Metazoa, Arthropoda, Insecta, Coleoptera, Silphidae. The record is from RefSeq and is a predicted model, not a curated record.
UUGGGGACCCUGAUGGGCUACAAUCAAACCGACUCAAAAUGUUCAAGUUGGCUUUAGUCUCAGCCCUCGUGGCUCUCGCAGCUGCAUCCCCAAUGACCCCACGUUUGGAUGGUCGCAUCGUUGGUGGUGAAACCGUUGUAAUCGAAGAUUUCCCAUACCAAUUGUCUCUUCAAUACUACGGAAGCCACAUCUGCGGUGCUUCCAUCGUCAGCAAGAACUUCGCCGUGACCGCCGCUCACUGCACCAAUGGAUCCCCAGCUUCCACUUUGAGCGUCCGCGCUGGAUCUUCCAUCAAGGGAUCCGGUGGACAAGUUGUCCAAGUUAAGGCCGUUUACCAAAACCCUAAAUUCAACAACUACAACAUCGAUUACGACAUCUCCGUUUUGGAACUUUCCGAACCAUUGAACUUUGGAGCUGGUGCUCAACCAGUCGGUUUGCCAAGAUUGAACCAAGAAGUCCCAGCUGGCUCUGACUCCGUUGUUUCCGGAUGGGGUGCCCUUACUGAAGGUGGUGGCUCUCCUUCCCAACUCCAAGCCGUCCAUGUUGGAAUCAUCUCCCAGGAGGAAUGCAAGAAGGCUUAUGGAGACAGCGCCAUCACCGACCGUAUGAUCUGCGCUGGAGUUAACGGAGGUGGCAAAGACGCUUGCCAAGGUGACUCUGGUGGCCCACUCGUCGUCGAUGGACAACUCGUUGGUAUUGUUUCCUGGGGAUACGGAUGCGCCCGCCCAACCAGCCCAGGAGUCUAUUCCAGCGUAUCAAACAUGCGUGACUACAUCACUGAAAAUGCCGGAAUCUAAAUUACCUAACCUUUGACAAUGAAAAAAAAUCUAAAAAAAAGCAUUAAAAAAUUAAAAAUUA